Cyphomyrmex costatus is the source of this 2018-nucleotide messenger RNA. RefSeq names its product serine hydroxymethyl transferase (gene Shmt). The transcript has 6 exons. Bases 444 to 2018 code for a protein of 524 amino acids. Gene Ontology annotation, molecular function: pyridoxal phosphate binding; glycine hydroxymethyltransferase activity. Gene Ontology annotation, biological process: tetrahydrofolate interconversion. Gene Ontology annotation, cellular component: cytoplasm; nucleus; mitochondrion. NCBI's taxonomy places the organism in Eukaryota, Metazoa, Arthropoda, Insecta, Hymenoptera, Formicidae. The record is from RefSeq and is a predicted model, not a curated record.
UGUCACUUUUGUCGACUGUUAAAAAAGCGUAAAAGUUGAUAUACAACUGAAUAUCAAUUCUAAGUCAAUAGAAAGUUUUUAAAGCGGAGAAUAUUUUGAACGCAUCGUAAGCAGCGCACUCGCGAUGUCACAAUCACGUGGUCGAGUACGAAUGAAGUACGAACCGCAAACGCCACGCGUUUGCGCUUUGUAUCAGUUUUUCGCGAUAUCACGCGAUAUGCGUUAAUCUCGCGAUUCGUAGCGGUCAUGUGUUAACAAACAGCCAGGGACUCAUAUCCUCGGUUUCUGCAAACAGAAUUUAAGGAAUUGUGUCCGAUCCAAUCUCGCAUAGAGACAUCCAGUAUAUGUAGAUAUAUCGAAUAGCUGUAAGCUGUAACCAAUUCUAACCGUUACCGGUGACUAUCUACUCAUCACGCACACAUACGCCGCACACGUGCGCAAAGAUGAUUGGGAAGUGGUCAAGUUUGAAUCGGCGCGGUUUUCGAUUGGUUGAAAACUUGCUACGCGCCCAGAGCCGACAUAUAAAGAACUUCGCAAAUCUAGGACCCCUCGCAGACACUUGUAGUCUUCCAUAUAGUCGAGGCUAUCAUCUUUCUUCUGCGCGUUACAUUCCGGAACGAGGCAUGGCAACUAUACUUAAUACAAACAUUUGGGAGAGUGAUCCUGAACUUUUCGAAUUGAUGAAGAAGGAGAAGAAACGGCAGGAAUCUGGGUUGGAACUGAUCGCGAGUGAAAACUUCACGUCUCUCAGUGUACUUCAGUGUUUGAGUUCAUGUUUACAUAAUAAGUACAGCGAAGGACUGCCUGGUCAAAGAUAUUACGGUGGAAAUGAAUUCAUUGACGAAAUUGAGCUGCUGGCACAAAAACGCUCUUUAGAAGCCUUCAAUCUAGAUCCUGAGCAAUGGGGUUGCAAUGUACAACCCUAUUCGGGAAGUCCAGCGAAUUUUGCAGUAUACACUGGCCUAUUGGAGCCUCACGAACGUAUAAUGGGCUUAGAUUUACCCGAUGGUGGUCAUCUUACUCACGGUUUCUUCACGGCAACCAAAAAAAUCUCUGCUACGUCCAUCUUCUUCGAAUCGAUGCCGUACAAAGUUGAUCCUACGACUGGUUUGAUUGACUAUGACGAACUCAAGAAACAUGCCAGAUUAUUUAAGCCGAAAGUCAUUAUAGCUGGAGUCUCUUGCUACAGUAGAUGUCUGAACUAUAAACGUUUUCGUGAAAUUGCUGAUGAGAAUAACGCUUACCUCUUCAGUGACAUGGCUCACGUCUCCGGAUUGGUUGCCGCCGGAUUAAUACCCAGUCCUUUCGAAUUUAGUGACGUCGUUUCGACAACUACACAUAAAACCUUACGAGGGCCGCGCGCUGGCGUUAUUUUUUUCCGAAAAGGCGUUCGAAGCGUUACGAAGGACGGCAAGAAAAUUAUGUAUGAUAUAGAGAAUAGAAUAAAUCAAGCAGUUUUUCCGGGUCUUCAAGGUGGUCCGCAUAAUCACGCUAUCGCCGCUAUAGCUACAGUUAUGAAACAAGCAAAAACACCGGAAUUCUUCGAGUAUCAGAAGCAAAUAGUGAUUAACGCGAAAAGAUUGUGCGCCGGUUUGCAAGAGCGUGGUUAUAAUAUCAGUACCAAUGGCACGGACGUCCAUAUGCUAUUGGUAGAUCUACGAUCCUCGAGGAUAACUGGCUCGAAGGCAGAAAAGAUUUUGGAAGAUAUUUCUAUCGCCUGUAAUAAAAAUACUGUUCCCGGUGACAAAAGUGCAUUGAAUCCUAGUGGUAUCCGUUUAGGAACACCUGCACUCACCACCCGCGGCUUAGUCGAGAAAGACAUCGAUAAAGUCGUGGACUUUAUAGACAGAGGAUUGAAACUUUCUAAGGAAGUGACUGCUAUCUCCGGACCGAAACUAGUUGACUUCAAGAGAGUAUUAAGUACCGAUGAAAAUAUUAAAACAAAGAUUGCUGCUCUAAAAGAAGAAGUGGAAGUUUUCUCGAGGCAAUUUUCGAUUCCUGGUUACGAAACUUAUUAA